Molecule: messenger RNA, 891 nt
Organism: Protomyces lactucae-debilis
Lineage: Eukaryota; Fungi; Ascomycota; Taphrinomycetes; Taphrinales; Protomycetaceae
Exons: 2
Coding region: 1-891 (296 amino acids)
Source: RefSeq, a predicted model, not a curated record
AUGUUCAAUCCACCAAUCUUGUAUGCAACGGAGUUCGACAACCUUUCAUCGAUUGCAGCUACGGUUGGAAUUCCAAUCGGCGUACUGGAAUCAGUUAUUCAGGCCAACGAUCUCUCAAACCCAGCGACAGUCGUGCCCAACGAACACCACGAGGAUGCUUUCGAGCAAGCUGUCAGAUCGAAUUUGCAGAAACGCGCCAUUGGUGAUCUCAGAACUCCUACAGUAACUCUAUGCGAUGAGAUUGGAGAGAACAUCCGUCUCAUCCACUGCCGCCCCGAUGGGGGGGACUCCACAAGAUUUCAAGUCUCAUGUGACGGUGAACCAAUGAUUUGGGAAUACCAAAACUGUGAAAAUCACGAGAUUUGUAUUGAUGUCAAUCCUUAUGGAAGUGGAGUCUUAUGUGAGACUGUAUCGGAUCCCGCAGGCGAAAUCGAAGACCCAGAUCCGGAGGAACGGGGGAAAGACGGAGAAGCGCAAGGCAAUGGAGUUGUGGGAAUGCACAAACGUCUCAGGGGAUCGAGACACACGGGCGCUGUCAUUAUUAAUCCAAAACGACCAAGAUCUGGAGGUUCCUCACGUCAAAGAACUAUGAGCCUCACUGCGUUCUUGCUGACACCUAGUGUCCCGUAUGAAACUUCACAGCAUCCAUGGCUUGUCAAGCCCACAACUGCGAUUACAUGCUCUGUCAACGGAACAGGCGAAAAGCUUUGCGAAACGGACUUGAGCAGCACGAGCAUGAAUACUUACACUUGCGUGUCCACUGCUGGCAAGCAUAUUGUGGACGACUCGUCGGUGAUUUCCUGUACGUUCCGACUUGCGGCAACACAGACAGCUGUCUUUGUCAGCGUUGGCAUUUGGCGUUACGUCUCAAAUACAAAGACAAUUGGCUAG